Messenger RNA from Acanthosepion pharaonis, 2133 nucleotides. The record is from the annotation of a GenBank genome assembly. NCBI's taxonomy places the organism in Eukaryota, Metazoa, Mollusca, Cephalopoda, Sepiida, Sepiidae.
AUGAGUUACUUUAUUUGCAGGUCUGCUGAUACACAAAAGUCCUCUGAACCUGUGUAUGAAGAGGAAGAUGAAGAGAUUCUUGGGUCCGAUGAUGACGAACAGGAAGAUCCUCGGGACUAUGUGAAAGGUGGUUAUCACCCAGUGAAAAUUGGAGAUCUAUUCCAUGGGCGUUACCAUGUGGUCCGUAAGCUUGGUUGGGGACAUUUCUCAACUGUUUGGUUGUGUUGGGACCUGGUAGCGAAAAGAUUUGUUGCCUUGAAGGUUGUAAAAAGUGCACAACAUUACACUGAAACAGCCCUAGAUGAAAUAAAGCUACUUAAAUGUGUACGUGACAGUGAUCAGAAUGAUAGCAACCGAGAGAAAGCUGUACAGUUACUGGAUGAUUUUAAAAUAACUGGAGUGAAUGGAACGCAUGUAUGCAUGGUUUUUGAAGUUUUAGGUCAUCAUCUGCUUAAACUGAUAAUUCGAUCCAACUACCGAGGAAUUCCAUUAGAAAAUGUCAGAAAUAUUAUAAGACAAGUUCUGCAAGGACUUGACUAUCUCCACAGAAAGUGCAAAAUAAUCCACACUGACAUCAAGCCAGAAAAUAUAUUGAUGUGUGUUGAUGAAACCUACGUGCGCAAAUUAGCAGCCGAGGCUUUUGAGUGGCAGCGUCUUGGGAUCAAAUUACCUGGCUCUGCAGUGAGUACUGCUCCAAAGGAAAGACCUGAUCCUUCCAAAAUGACCAAAAAUAAGAAGAAAAAAUUAAAAAAGAAAAUGAAACGUCAACAAGAGCUAAUGAACCUUCAGUUGCAGCAGAUUGAAGAAGUAACAGGAGAAAAAGAAGAUUCAACUGGUGCUAAGGAGCCAGAUGAGCUGCGGAUCCCACCAAAUGCUCUGAAAUCACCACAGAAUAGUCUCGAUUGUGGAGAGGAUUAUGAAGAAGAAGAAACCUCAUCUCCUACAGUCACUUCUCCUGAAGAACCCCAAGAGUCUCUGCCAUCACACCAGGAGAAUCUGUAUAAGAAAGGCAUCAACUCACCCACAUCACAAACAUCUGUGAAGUCACCAACAUCACCAACUAGUUCACACACCUCCAGUCAAGAAAAUAAAAACCUGAAUGAUCGUGAUAAAGAGCCCAAGGUAACAGACACUACCAAUAACCUUGACAAGUCUCCCAAACUUAGUCCCUCAAAAGCGAAGCUUGAUAAUCUGAACAUCACCAACGAACUCUCUCUACAGUCGCAGCCAAUCUGCAAUGGACAGUACGAAUCUCAAAAGGCUAAGGAUUGUAAUAAGAAUUCUUCAGACACUGAAAAUCUCAAUUUAGCACUUAAUGAGAAAAUGGAGCAGAAUGCAUCUGAAGGAAACAGUGAACAAACUUUGAACAUUAGAGAGCUGGCAAGUCCAACCAGCUUGGUCAGCAAAACACCCGUGGAAGAUCCGCCAAAAAGAAAAGACCCAGUGAAAGAAAUAUGUGAAGAUAUCAAAGUCAAAAUAGCAGAUCUAGGAAAUGCUUGUUGGGUGUACCAUCACUUCACAGAAGACAUCCAAACUCGGCAAUAUCGCUGCUUGGAAGUCCUUAUUGGAGCUGGUUAUGGUCCACCUGCUGAUAUUUGGAGCACAGCAUGUAUGGCAUUUGAAAUGGCCACAGGAGAUUACCUUUUUGAACCACACUCAGGCGAAGACUACACUCGGGACGAAGACCAUCUGGCACACAUCAUAGAACUGCUCGGUUCCAUUCCUAAACACAUUGCAUUAUCGGGAAAAUAUUCAAGAGAUUUUUUCAACAGGAAAGAUGAUGGAACCACAGAUGGAGAUCUGAUAAGUGAACUACGGCAUAUAACAAAAUUGAAGCCGUGGGGAUUGAAUGAUGUCCUCAUUGAGAAAUAUGAAUGGGACGAGAAAGAGGCCCGGACCAGUUUUAACAGUGCUGGUACCCAACCCUUGGCUCUCUACUCUCCAGACAUUAGCCAUUUUGGCACUACGGUUCGUCUCUUCCCCACCCACUUGAUGAAGAGAAAUAAAAAGUUAUGUUUAAAAAUAAAAGGAAACAUUGCGGUCUGUAUAACAUCUAAUGUCUGUUUGCUGUUUGCACACCAAUGGCAAACCCUACACUGCAUUGUCCAAGCAGUCCACUGCAAGUCUGGCUAA